This is a messenger RNA of Haliotis rufescens (red abalone), 1399 nucleotides long. RefSeq lists its product as uncharacterized. The record is from RefSeq and is a predicted model, not a curated record. The transcript is spliced from 3 exons. The coding region runs from base 145 to 1395 and encodes 416 amino acids. NCBI's taxonomy places the organism in Eukaryota, Metazoa, Mollusca, Gastropoda, Lepetellida, Haliotidae.
UUCAUAAAAGUCUGGUUCAGGUUUAAUUAUUUACAGGUACUUACAGCUUGAACAUUGCAAAGAGCGGUGUGUACAAUCAAACAAACAGCCUCUUCAGUUUAUCCAUGUCCUUGUGUUUUGCAUAGCUAACCAACAGAAGUCCAGAUGAGGCAGCACUGGAGCGUACUGACGACAACAGCGAUCGUCUCAAUCACAGUGAUUUGUUACGUGGCUAAACAACCUACGUUUAAUCACUUAAUCCCGACGGUUUUUAGAAACAUCACCAUGGCGUCUGCUAGUCUCCGGGUAACGCGUCCCAGUAACGUCACCAUGACGUAUUCCAGUGGCGUCAACACGACGUGUCCUAGCGUUCUCGGAGCAAUGUUGUCGGGAUCCUGGAAGACACGACCUUUGACAGAGACCGAGGAAAAUGAAAUGGAAUUAUUGCAACAAGUCAUCAUGAAGGAAAACAGCAUCGCAAGUUUAGAGCGAGUCGACAAGAGAUGUGGAGACAUCUCGUACCCUGGAUCUGGGUGGUUCCGUGCGCUGUGCGAACCGAAAGGAACUUCUCCCUGUUGUUAUGGCAACGUUUGUCAAAUGAAAACGGUUGAAGAAUGUGCUUGUGAUGGUUGCUACGACCUUCGGUCACCGAUUCAUGCGGAAUACUCAACAUGGAUACCUCGUGAUAGCAGGUGCAAGAUGGAAACGUUCACGUCGGGGACGGCAUGUCAACUCCUUCGCGGUGGAACAUACCACUUCUACGGCGACUCUCUGGUCAGGCAGAUGUUCCUGGCCUUUAUCAUCAUACUCAAGGGAGACUAUCAACAUGGUGGACUACGACCCGAUGCGCCAAUAGAUGCUAAAAGGAAUUGUGCAGGGAUGUAUGUCUUUCCGAUGAGAAGCUGCCGCCAGUAUAUUGAUUAUGCUCCAACACUGUGUAACGGAACAGUCAAGGCUGUAUUUCGGGCACACACAGAUUCUGGUUCAAUAUCAAGGAUGACAAAAUAUGUGAAACAGCUUCUGGACAAACGACGGUCCAUGGUUCUGUUUGGCUGUGGACUGUGGAAAUUCUUUAACAGACAGGACACGGAGAACUAUGCCAUGUCUGUCAUAAAUACAGUUCAUCGGGGGAAGAAACGGACCUGGCCAAAACUGGUCUGGUCUGGGUUCCAUCAGUUCGGCAUCUGGCGAAGAGCAUUUGUAAAGGGAGUAGACAAUGAACAUGCAGAGCUUUUCAACAGACACAUGAGGAAGGUCGUAGAGGAGCACAGUGUCCCUAUGUUCGACUCUUUCAACUUGACAAGAGAAGUCCACAGCGUUGACGGGACUCAUUACGGCGCAGGUGUUAACUUUCUUAAAGCUCAAAUUUACUUGAAUUAUAUAAAAGAACUUCAAACACAAGGCAGGUGGGAAUAAAACU